Molecule: messenger RNA, 2076 nt
Organism: Quercus robur (English oak)
Lineage: Eukaryota; Viridiplantae; Streptophyta; Magnoliopsida; Fagales; Fagaceae
Product: receptor kinase-like protein Xa21
Exons: 2
Coding region: 86-1963 (625 amino acids)
Biological process (GO): protein phosphorylation
Molecular function (GO): protein kinase activity; protein binding; ATP binding
Source: RefSeq, a predicted model, not a curated record
GCCUAAUGUUUUGGGUAAUCUUUCAACCCAGCUUACCACUUUUGCAAUUGACGAAAAUCUUCUUUUUGGAGAGAUACCUAUAGGGAUGGGUAAUUUGGUCAACUUGACAACCUUACGGAUGAGUGGUAACAAGUUUUCAGGGACAAUCCCAGAUGAUAUUACUGGUCUUAAAAAGUUGCAGCGUUUAUGGUUAAAUAACAAUAGGCUCUCAGGAAUAUUACCAAUUACCCUCGGAAACCUAACAUUGUUAAAUGAACUGUACUUAUAUAAUAACAAAUUGCAAGGAACUAUCCCAUCAAGUAUAGAAAAUUGCCAAAAUUUGUUGUUGUUAGAUCUUUCACAAAACAAUCUCACUGGCAUCAUUCCAAAGCAACUCUUUGCGGUUUCCAUGCUGUCAAUUGGACUUGGUUUAGCUCAAAACUUUUUCUUAGGAUCACUACCUUCUGAGGUCGGCAAUCUUGUCCAUUUAUAUGAGCUGGACUUAUCUAAAAACAAGUUGUCUGGUAAAAUUCCAAGCAGCCUAGCCUCUUGCACAAGCCUUGAGUACCUUUACCUGGAGGGUAAUUUAUUUCAAGGAGAAAUUCCAACAUCCCUGAGUUCUUCGAGGGGUAUUCAAGUCAUGGAUCUUUCUCGGAACAACUUCUCUAGUCAAAUUCCAAAUUUCUUGGAGAAACUCUCCCUCAAGAAUUUGAAUUUAUCCUUCAAUGAUUUUCAGGGAGAGGUUCCAACAAAAGGGGUUUUCGCAAAUGCUAGCGCAAUAUCACUCAUUGGAAAUAGUAGAUUGUGUGGGGGCAUAUCGGAACUAAACUUGCCGAGGUGCUUAGUAAAAGAAGAGAAGAAAAUAAAGUGGCCUUUUUCAGUCAAAGUGGUAAUCUCAAUGGCAUGUGUGAUUUUGGUAAUAACCAUAGUGUCAUUUUUCUUAUUUUAUUGGCGCAAAAAUAAAAGAAAUGAUAAUUCUUCAAAAUCUUCCUUGAAGCAAUCAUUUUUGAGAGUGUCUUACCAAAUGCUCCUUAAAGCAACUGAUGGAUUUUCAUUAGCAAAUUUGAUUGGUGUUGGUAGUUUUGGCUCAGUGUAUAAAGGCAUCCUUGGUGACGAUAGAUCAAUUGUUGCAAUUAAGGUACUAAAUAUUCAACGUCAAGGAGCUUCCAGGAGUUUCGUCUCCGAGUGUGAAGCCUUGAAAAAUAUUCGUCACCGAAAUCUUGUGAAGAUCAUAACUUGUUGCUCAAGUAUGGAUUUUCAUGGCAAUGAUUUUAGGGCUCUAGUUUACGAGUUCAUGCCAAAUGGAAGUCUAGAAAAUUGGUUGCAUAUGGAUCUAGAAACAAAUAUCAUGCAGGUAGAGAUACGAAAUCUGAACAUUCUUCAAAGAACAAACAUUGCCAUUGAUGUCGCUUGUGCACUUGAUUACCUACACCACCAUUGCCCAAUGCUAGUUGUUCAUUGUGAUAAAAAGCCAAGAAACAUUCUUUUCGAUUGUGAUAUGAUUGCUCAUGUUGGAGAUUUUGGGCUUGCGAAGUUUCUUUUAAGACUUACCGAUUUGAAAGAAAGUAGUUCGAUUGGAAUAAGAGGAACAAUUGGGUACACCCCUCCAGAGUACGGUUUAGGAAGUGAGGUGUCAACCAAAGGAGAUGUGUACAGCUAUGGAAUUUUAUUGUUGGAGAUGAUAACAGGAAAGAGACCCACAGAUAGUGUGUUUGAGGGAGGCCUUAACCUUCACAACUAUGCUAGCAUGGCCGUACCAGACGGUGUAAUGGAAGUUGUGGAUCCAAAACUUUUAAAUAAUGUUGAUGAAGUUCUUGGAAGUCACAAUGGUUGCCUUGCAAAUAAAAUAAAGGAGUGUUUGAUAUCCAUGGUCAAGGUCGGAGUGGCAUGCUCUAUGGAGUUGGCACAAGAACGAUGGGACAUUAGCAAGGCCAUCUCUGAGUUGCAUUUGGUUAGGGACAUUAUUCUUGGUGCUAGGAUUUAGCACAUCAUGCUUGGCUAUAUGGAAGGUAAAAAUCAAAUUUAGCUUCUCACCAUCUUAAUGUUGGUAUUAAGUUGUUUACUUAUUUUGAUCUUUUCUCUUAAUGUUGUUUACUA